Exaiptasia diaphana is the source of this 1673-nucleotide messenger RNA. RefSeq lists its product as uncharacterized. Lineage: Eukaryota; Metazoa; Cnidaria; Anthozoa; Actiniaria; Aiptasiidae. The record is from RefSeq and is a predicted model, not a curated record. Bases 125 to 1348 code for a protein of 407 amino acids. The transcript has 4 exons.
GAAUCCUUCUCAAAGUGCAGCCUAAUAUAGUGAAAGUACUAAAAUAUUUACGUCCACUGGCAAAACGAAAAGCAGGUACUUGUAGCAUAUGCAGUUAGUCAGACCAACCUGAUCUCGACGCAUAAUGGCACUAUGGUUUCUUGCUACACUUCUUGGAUUUUACCUUGGAUUGCUUCACUCUACUAGCUCAGCGCUGGAAUGCCUUGAAUGGGGGGUCAAACCAGUCGAAGCUAAAAAUGUAUCUUGCGAUGGUGAUUGCGUGACUGUAACGAUCGAAGGAUGGAACAGAAUCACAAGACAAGAACUUUCAGUCUCUAUAGGAAUGUGUGACAUCAAGGGAUGUAACACAGCAUGCGAUAAGGCCGUCAAUUCGCUGAGAAACUUUGACGUUAAGAAUUGUAACGCUAAAUGCUGCAACCAAGACUUAUGUAACGCAAUGUAUGCUUCCCCGACUCCAAUAAAGGAAACAAUUAAAACUGAGCAGAAACACAAAACAAUGAAACGUGCAACUCGUGGAGCAACAAUACAACAAGAUGGCGGCUUUACUGGUCUACAGUGUUAUAAAUGUCGAGAAGGGACUGAUUACCAAGACUGUUACAAUAUACAAUCAAUAGAAUACUGCGGACCAGAGCAUAAUUCCUGCUUCAGUAUCACAGGUACACUGUCACGCCAGUUUGAUAAAGUUGUCACGCAUAGAGGGUGUGGUCUUGAGACAGUAGAUUGUAAUAUCACUCAACUUUGUACUGAUACUCGUAAUAAACUCUUCGUCAAUCAUGACGUUCACAUGGAGACCUGUAAUGCCUAUUGUUGUAAAGGACACUUUUGUAACAGAUAUAUCCCAACACGACCAACCGCUGGUCAACAAACAAGAACCCCAAUUAGUACCAGGCCACGACGGACAGUAAAACGUUCCCAGUCUCCUCCGGUGAAGUGCUAUGAAUGCAAGCCAGAUACGUUCAGCAGAAUGUGUAAAACAAACGACACAGAACGUUCUUGCGUGACAGGUCGCUAUGGUUACGAUGGAUGCUUUACAAUGACUGUCACGAUURCUAAUGCAACGAGCGGUGAGUUGUUGGACAUCGGGGAAUGGAAGGGCUGUGCAGUGCGUGACGAUGACUGUAACGCCAACUCGUCACGCUGCGCUACCCUGGGAAAGAUACUCGACAGAAGAGGUCUUCAGCUGAGGAAGUGUCUUAUAGACUGCUGUCAAGGUGACCUUUGCAAUAGCUUCCUACCGACCUCUGGACCAAAUAUCACAGCAUAUGCCAUAUCACAAGCUCAUAUUGGAUGCAAGCUGUCCCAGCUAUCCCUGAUUAUGACAUUGAUUUCCUACUGGAUGAAAGACUAACAAAUUAACCAAUUAAAUCAAACUAACUUAAUCUGCAUCAAGCAGGGGACGGGCGAAAAACAACUACAGCAUUGAAAAAUUAGAUGACAAAAAGCAUGAUAAUGUACAUCUCUCUCUCCUACCAAACCAGAACUUAUUAACAAAAACAGUUAAUUAAAUAAAACUUCAARGAAUGUGUGAAACAUGAAGAAUUUAAGCACUUUGCCGCCAUCUGCAUAAGCUAAACGGGAUGGACAAAACAUUUUUGACUAGAAUGCAUAGUAUAGGUUAUAGCCCACCAAAAUGACUGAAAAUCAUCGAUUUUUGAUGAAAAUGCAUGGGCUAU